Rubroshorea leprosula is the source of this 1983-nucleotide messenger RNA. Lineage: Eukaryota; Viridiplantae; Streptophyta; Magnoliopsida; Malvales; Dipterocarpaceae. The record is from the annotation of a GenBank genome assembly.
AUGAAAGAGAUUCUCAGUUCAUCUUAUUUUGCGAAAUUUGGUUUCCGAUCGGAGCGAGAUGGCCGAAGGAGCGAGCAGAAGCACUUUCAUCUGCCUCUCAUCCGAUGAGGAAGAUGAACUAGAAUCGGAAGGAGAAGUUGACAGCGAUUCCGAUGAUGAGGAAAGCAGCGAUCGCGGGUUCUUCAGCGAAGAAGCAGAAAACGAUGAAUCGGAUGAUAGUGAUGAGAACGAGGAUGAAGAUGACGAUGAGUCUCUCUGCAAUCGAGUUAUUUGCCUUCUUGAAGAGGGUGGUGACCUGGAAGCUUUAAGCCUAAAAGAAUGCAAAGCAUAUUUACGGAAGCAUGGCUUACGAAUUGCUGGUACUAAGGCAGUGUGUAUCCAGAGAAUUGUAGAGCAUUGGAGGUGAGUGGUCCUGGUUCACCAUUUACUUGGACUUGUGUUCACCAUUUAUGGGCUCAGUUUAUUGCUGUGUUGUUGCUUAGGUGGUGAUAAAAAAAAAAAAGAAAAAAAAAGAGGGUGAUUUGAAGCCAGUAGUCUAUCAAAUUCAUGCCCUAGUCUCUAUUAAUUUUGUAAUAUGUGAAUUUUUACCUUCAAGAUUGGAGAAUUGAUUCAUUGUGUAGUCUUUUUUCUCAUCUUUUCUCCUUAGAAUAAAAGAUGGGAAUGGUGAAGCGCUUUAUCCUAGGUCCUCUUUCUUCAUCAAUUGUACAGGUGAUGUCUGUAAGGGAGAUGUUGUUCUGUUCACACAAAAAGUCCAUGAGAAGUUUGACAAAGUGAAGAGGCAUGGGAGAUGUCUUGGGAGGAGAACUGUUGCUGGAAGGGUUGUUAAGGAAAGCUAUGGUGCAGCCAAACAACAGCAUACAUUCACGGUAAUGCUAAAGCUUUUUCUUAUUGUUGGAAGAAUAUCAAGAGUUGGUCUACUAAGUGUAAGUUGUACAUACUUUUAAAGUGUCUAAUAAACUACAAUAUGAAGGGACAAUGGAAGAUUGAUGAUAAUUUGUUCCGUUACAGCAUUUAUUGAAAUAUUCAGCAAAAUGUUUGUUUUGCAACCUAAUAGUGUUUUCUAUUUAAUCCAUGUUUGUUAUACACAAGGUUGAAGUAUUGUGGAGCAAAGGAACUAAGAAUUUGCCCCCACUGUUUCCAAUGCUUGUGAAGGGUCGUAAUCUUUAUAAAUUGAGAACUUUCAGACAGUGUUGGAAAAAUGAAGCAGAAAGAAGAAAAGUGCUUGCUGAGAAGCAUAGACGAGGUACAGCAGCAAGACUGGUGAAAGCAAUGAGGAAAACAAGGAAACCAUCUGCAAAUGUUGUUUUAGGUGCAACACAUCAUAAGCAUGUACAUCAUUCAAGGUCAUCACAAAUUAUGAAAACAACUGAGAAUGAGAGAGGAAAGUAUGUCAAUACACAUAGAAAAACUUCUACUCAUGGACGUGUCAAAUCUGGUGUUCAUCAUCUCUGUAACCAUGGGGUCCGUCAGGUGAAUAUGAAGCACAAUGGAAGGUUAAGAGCUUCUAAUUCUCCACUUAGGCAUAAAACAUCUGCUUUUCUCACUAAAGAUAUGGGUCCUAUUCAUCAGCCAAAUGCUGAUCCUUACCUAAAUCCUUAUCAUUCUCAAAUACAAUUUCACCACAGCAGCAUACUGAGCCGUUUCUCCAGCUAUGACAUGGGAUCCACUUCAACCAUGGAGUUCAACCAGCACAAUUGGCAGAGGAAGUGGCAGAGGAAGAAUAAUUUCUCUUAAGCUGUUCCUUUUCCUAUCUCAUUACAAAGGGUUGUUAAGUGGUAGUCUGUUGUCUCAUGUAAAUGCUCCAGACUCCAGACACAGGUAUGAGACUACUUUUGCACCAUUUACAAGGGUUGUUAAGUGGCAGUCUGUUGCCUUAUGUAAAUGCUCUAGAGGACCUUUUUUUUUUUUUUUUUCCUUUUGGCCAAUGUUGGAAUAACUGAUCUAAUAGAACAUAAUACUGUGUAAACCUGUGCAUCCUCAUCC